AUGGCACAAACACCGUCCACAUCAUCCCACGAGGACAUGUACAAAAAUGAAAAGAUCGACCUCAAAGUCGUUCAAGCCGACGAGGUCCACGUCCACCAGGUCCAGGGCUACGACGCCCCCGAACCUUCCAAAAUGACUCGCCGUGCCCAGAUCCUCGCCAUUACCAUCUGUGUAGGAGGUCUACUGUUUGGGUUUGACAUAGGCAUCAUUUCUGGCUGCUUCAUCAUGGAUCCCUUCAUCAAAGUCUUUGGCGAUUGCGGUGCUCAAGGCUGCUCUAUACCAGAAGGGCGUAUCUCGAUCAUCAACUCGUCUCUCUCGAUCGGUACUUUUGUCGGGGCUCUCCUUCAAGCGCCCGUUUCUGACUUCUUUGGUCGUAAGCCUUCGAUGAUCACCUGGGCCACCACGUUCACCGUCGGCGCCAUCAUUCAGACCGCCACGAUCAGCUCUUGGCAUCAAUUUGCCGUAGGCCGUGCCGUUGCCGGUCUUGGUAUUGGUGCUCUUUCCGGUCUUUGCCCUCUCUACCUCGGCGAAACCGCGCCCAAGCACAUCCGCGGCACCAUGGUCACUUUCUAUCAGCUUCUCAUCAUCUUUGGCAUCUUCAUCUCCUACGGCGUCUCGUGGGCCACACAGAACUUCAAGACAUCAAACGCCAGCUGGAAGAUCCCCGUCGGUCUCCAGCUGCUUUGGGGCGUUGCCAUGCUCUCUCUCAUGACCUUGCUUCCAGAGUCGCCUCGCUACUGCCUCAAAAACGGUCAAGUGGACCGCGCUCGCGAGAUCAUGGCCAAGAUGCGUGAUGUGGUGCUGCAGCCGAUCAAUGGCCAGCCUCGCGGAGACAAGUGGAUGGAAGCCGAGCUUGCAGAGAUGAAGCAGGGUAUCGAUGAGGAGAACAACAUCUUUGCCGGUCGCAGCUACCUGGGCUCUUACCUUGUCUGCUUUUCCGCCAAGAACCAGAUGUGGAAGCGUACCAUCAACGGAAUGAUGCUCCAGACUUUGCAGCAGCUUAACGGUCAGAACUUCUACUACUACUACCUGCCUCUUCUCAGCUCCACCCUGGCGCUUCCGCUCGACCCCUUCCAGAUCCAGUUUAUCCUCGGUUCUGCUUCGCUCGUCGCUACGCUCCCUGCACUAGUUGCUAUCGAAAAGCUCGGCCGUCGCCCGCUUCUCCUCAUCGGAGCGGCUUGUGAAGCGGCCUGUGCUUUCAUCGUCGCUUUCGUAGGACACUACAAGACCGCACCCAAGGACACACCUGCGGACCUCAUCACUGCAUCGCAACACCAAGCGGGCGCAGUAUUUAUCUCCUUUGCGAUCAUCCAUCUGCUCUUCUACAGCUGCUGUUGGGGUCCAGGUCCUUGGCUGUACCUCUCCGAGUCGUUCAACUCACCUACAAGAGCCAAAGCAAUUUCUCUCGGGUCGGCGAGUAACUGGCUGUUCAAUUUCCUGCUCAGCUUCUUUUCAAACAAGGUCGCGGCGCAAUACGGGCCGUUCAUCAUGCUCAUCUUUGGCUCAGUGCUCGUCUUUGCGUUUGUCUGGGUAUACUUCAUGGUACCUGAAACAAAAGGCAUCUCACUCGAAGAUGUCGAGGUGCUGUAUUCCGAGAACGUCAAGCCGUGGAAGUCGGCAGCUUGGGUACGCGACAACAGGUUGCGCGAGAAAGCGUCUGUCUGA
This is a messenger RNA of Mycosarcoma maydis (corn smut), 1665 nucleotides long. Its product is annotated as putative monosaccharide transporter. The transcript has a single exon. NCBI's taxonomy places the organism in Eukaryota, Fungi, Basidiomycota, Ustilaginomycetes, Ustilaginales. Gene Ontology annotation, cellular component: plasma membrane. The record is from RefSeq and is a predicted model, not a curated record. Gene Ontology annotation, biological process: carbohydrate transport; transmembrane transport. Gene Ontology annotation, molecular function: carbohydrate:proton symporter activity. The coding region runs from base 1 to 1665 and encodes 554 amino acids.